UAACAAGCUUUCUGAAAUUUGUCAUGUCAGGAAGGAGGGGGAACUUAAACUGAGCUCUUGGUUUUGCCGGUGGAAAGAAAACACUGAGCGCAUGUAUGUGUGUGUGUGCUCUGAAGCUGACAAGAUAUCGCUUCGUAAGGGCUGGCAUUUGAGCUUGUGGACGCUCUGUUGUAUGCUGACCGUGGAUACAGCUGUUGCUGUGGUGAGAUAAAAGAAAGCGGAAAAGCAAAGUCAGAAAUGCUGGUUGGUGUUUAAUGCUCUCCAAUAACUGCAAAGUCCAGAACAAUCCAGUCAAAAGCACUCAGGAUGACUGUUUGAAGAAGAGACACUUGGCAUCCAUCUGGCUCCAGCAUGUCCCUCUGUGCAUCGUCUCACAAGGAAUUUUCUCAGUUGCCACCAAUUCAAGAUCUUGGAUGUAGCAAAGCAGAAGUGAAAAGCUCCAUCUCUGAGCUCGUCUCUCCUGUCCCUUUCAGCUGCAGCCAGUCUGCUCUGACCGUAGAGCACAGCCCAAUUUACAUUCCAUCCUCUUAUAUGGAAAACAGGCAUGAGUAUUCUGCUAUGACAUUCUACAGCCCUGCUAUGAUGAAUUACAACAUUCCCAGCAAUUUCAGUGAUUCGGAAAGUGCCACUGUAAGGCAGUCAGCGAGCCCAAGCAUGUUAUGGUCCAGUUCUGGUCAUAUCUCCCCUUUGACUUUACACUGCCAGUCAUCAGUUUUAUAUGCAGAGCAACCAAAAAGCCCAUGGUGUGAAGCAAGACCUGUGGAUCAUGUCCUGCCUAUGCACAGAGAAACACUGAAAAGGAAGGCCAGCAGCAGUGACUGUACCAGUCCCACUACAAACAGUCCCAGCUCGAAAAGGGACGCCCAUUUCUGUGCCGUUUGCAGCGAUUAUGCCUCAGGAUAUCACUAUGGUGUUUGGUCAUGUGAGGGCUGUAAAGCAUUCUUCAAAAGAAGCAUUCAAGGACACAAUGAUUAUAUUUGCCCGGCGACAAACCAGUGCACAAUAGACAAAAACAGGCGCAAAAGCUGCCAGGCUUGCCGACUGCGGAAAUGCUAUGAAGUAGGGAUGAUGAAAUGUGGUUCAAGAAGAGAGCGCUGUGGGUAUCGUAUUAUACGCCGCCAUCGUAACUCAGAAGAUGCAGUGCACUGCGUCGGCAAAGUUAAAAAGAACAAUGAAGCCAUAAUCCAGAUCAAAGAGCUCCUUGACAAUGCACUGACCCCAGAACAGUUUGUUUCCAUAUUACUUGAAGCUGAACCGCCGAAUGUGUUGGUGAGUCGACCCAGCAAACCGUUUACAGAAGCCUCCAUGAUGAUGUCCCUGACAAAACUUGCAGACAAAGAACUGGUCCACAUGAUUGGCUGGGCCAAAAAGAUUCCUGGCUUCAUAGAGCUCAGUCUGUAUGAUCAAGUAAGGCUUUUGGAAAGCUGUUGGCUGGAAGUGUUAAUGGUGGGUCUGAUGUGGAGAUCCAUUGAUCAUCCUGGCAAGCUCAUCUUUGCACCAGAUCUUGUACUCGACAGGGACGAGGGGAAAUGCGUGGAAGGAAUUUUGGAAAUCUUUGACAUGCUCUUGGCGACGACAUCAAGGCUUCGAGAGCUGAAAUUGCAGCACAAAGAAUAUCUUUGUGUCAAGGCUAUGAUCCUUCUCAAUUCCAGCAUGUUUCCACUCUCAUCCACUACAGAAGAGCCUGAGAGCAACAGGAAACUGAACCACCUGCUGAACUCUGUGACGGAUGCCUUGGUGUGGGUCAUUGCAAAGAGUGGGAUCCCUUUGCCACAACAGACAACACGCUUAGCGAAUUUGCUGAUGCUGCUCUCACAUGUCCGACAUGCAAGUAACAAAGGGAUGGAGCACCUUCUCAGCAUGAAGUGUAAGAAUGUUGUGCCUGUCUACGAUUUACUAUUGGAGAUGCUCAAUGCUCACACAGUCCGAAGUCAUAGAAAAACACCUGUCUCCAAUCUCGAGAUUAGCCCGUCAGAACAGACCGAGAAUGCAGAUGGGCCACAACUGUGAUUUCAUAAUGAAAUGAGAAUUCAGAGAAGUACCAAGAGAACAGUUCAAGAUUAAAAGUGGGGGUUAAAAAGAAGACACAAAUCUUGAUUCUCUCUCUCUCCUGGAAUUUUAAUGGGAUUGUAUGCUAAUCUUUUUAGAUUGUGUGGUGUAUAUCAGUUUAGAGUAUCAUGGAAAUGCCGCAUGUGGCUGGAAAUGAACCAUCUGCCGAUGACUGUGAUUUUAUCAUCAACUGCUGCACUUCUGGAGUGCCUUCUAUAGGAGACUGUUGAAGUGUCAUAUGCGCCUUAAGCUUCAUGAUUUCCCAGUUGGGUGUCAGAGAAGCUUUCUUAAAAAGAAGAAAAGUUGAAUGAUGCACAAGCUAGGAUUCCAUACAAAAACCUGGCAGGGCAGAAAAUAGGAGCAACUUCUUCUAACAAGCAACUGAAAGUUUAACAUUAUGCUUUUCAUCAGUGCUACAACCUAUGAAAUAUGCUGUACAUUACAGCAGACAGGAGCAAUCCUGUUCACAUUAGAAAUAUGUGUUGUUCAGCGCAUCAAGUUAACUGCAACAGAAAUGGAUAGAUUGUCCUUUGUGUAAAUACACCUUGGAUAAGUAGAGGGAGAAGGUCCUCCUAUUUAAAUAAAGGCCCUGGAGAGUUCAUAUCUGGAUCCAUUUUGACAAUGUGGACCGAAAGCUUAUUUUUUUAAAAAAAGCUCAGAUUUAUAUUGACUGUUAUCUAAGUAUUUGUCGUGUUUGAUUUCUGUGUUCAAACACUUGAGUGGGUAUAAGGCUUGCCCUUGUUGUUUCCUGCUAUAAACUUUUGCAAUGUAUUGCCACUGGUGUGAAGGAAUUAUUACUAUGAAUAGUCAGAAUCUGUGGAUAUUUAUGGUUAACUACACAGGAUUAAUAAGAACAUGGUUAUGACUGUGGAAAUAAAUUCAGGUGUCUAUAAAUGUAUUCAUCCUACAGGAGGAAAAACACAGAAUAGGAUAUGUGGUACCUUUUGGUGGACCAAUUAAGAGUUUGACUAGAUAGUAGCUUUAUCUGUUCCCAUGUGCCAUGCCGGUACGUGGGCUUCAAUGGGCAUGCACAGAUAGCUCUCCCAGUAGGGAUUCCCUAUUUACUUCUGUGCACACAAAAAUGGAACAUGCACAAGCCGACCCUGUAUUUAAGUGAAUGUGGAAGUAUGCGUGUAUUCAUGCCCCAUAUGUAUAUGACAGCAUGUAUGUCCCUCUGGAGCUUUUAGAGUUAAAGCUGCAAAAUGUGUCAACAUAUUUACUUUUUGUGUUAAUGCACCUUGGAUAAAGAAGAGAGCCUGGACCAUGUGGGUUCAUAGGCUUUCAUUGGAAACCACAGAAAAACUCUUUAUCUGUUUCCAGUUGGACAAUAUGGACUAGAAGCUUUCUUUAGCACAGGAAAUGUCCAUUGGGAGGCAGCCUCCCCUACAUAACCUCUCAUUUAUUAUGAGAAUCCAAUGACAAUCACAGUUGCUUCUUUAGGCCAACAUUGGCUGACUAAUCUCAAUAUUUGAUCUAUGGGAAUAAGAAGCACUGAAACUGCACAUCAGUUUCUAUGCAGUUGGAGCAAUCUGGACGCGCUUGCCUGCCUUAUGUUGUUUAGACGGUCUAUAGGCUUUUGAACCUUUAUUUGUAUCAGGUCUGCCACCUUAUGCAAUCUGCAUUUUGUGGCACAAAGGCUGGAGCAGGGAUGGAGAGCCUGUGGCUGUCCAAAUGUUGUUGGACUCCCAACUCCCAUCAGUCCCAACCAGCAUGACCAAUGGUUAGGGAGGGUGGGAGUUGGCAUCCAACAACAUCUGGAGGGCUACAUGUUCCCCAGCCCUAGGCAAGAGCAAGGAGAGUCAGCUCCCUGGGUAGGGCAACUGAGACACUCAAGGAGUCGGAUGGCUUGCCUUUCCAGAAGGCUGUACCACGUUCCUGGAAGCUCCCCCUUCUUUUCCUUCCCCUUUAGCUGGGACUAGGGAUGGUAAAGAAUUCCACAAUUUUUGGACAUGGCUGCGGACUGAGAUGUAAUUUUACCAUUCAUUUUGUGUGAGGAUUGGAUGUCGGUACUGUGGCAGCUAGUGGUUUUAGUUCAUACCAGGUUUUAAACAAACGGCAACAACCACACUGCCCAAUGUAACAAGCCUUCUGCAUUUUUUUCUCACUUUCACCAUAACGUCAUCUCCUUGUUGAUCUGUCUCAUCUCUUCACUUUUGCCAUGUUCAUUCUUUGUAAGUUGUAAUCAGGGAUCAUUUUACAUCUGUGCUACAUCCAGAACCUAGUAUAUCAGCACUGAAUAAACAUUGAACGACUGUGA
Messenger RNA from Rhineura floridana, 4306 nucleotides. RefSeq names its product estrogen receptor 2 (gene ESR2). Gene Ontology annotation, biological process: estrogen receptor signaling pathway; regulation of DNA-templated transcription; cellular response to estradiol stimulus. The coding region runs from base 352 to 2010 and encodes 552 amino acids. Gene Ontology annotation, molecular function: nuclear receptor activity; sequence-specific DNA binding; steroid binding. The transcript is spliced from 9 exons. The record is from RefSeq and is a predicted model, not a curated record. NCBI's taxonomy places the organism in Eukaryota, Metazoa, Chordata, Lepidosauria, Squamata, Rhineuridae. Gene Ontology annotation, cellular component: nucleus.